Molecule: messenger RNA, 2901 nt
Organism: Phlebotomus argentipes
Lineage: Eukaryota; Metazoa; Arthropoda; Insecta; Diptera; Psychodidae
Gene: Su(dx)
Product: E3 ubiquitin-protein ligase Su(dx)
Exons: 6
Coding region: 176-2887 (903 amino acids)
Biological process (GO): ubiquitin-dependent protein catabolic process
Molecular function (GO): protein binding; ubiquitin protein ligase activity
Source: RefSeq, a predicted model, not a curated record
UUCCAAGCAAAUAAGUGAGUAAACAGAGUGAGAAAGUGUCUAAAUGCCUCCUUGAAGAUCUAAUUUGCUAUUAGAAAACAGAAUAAGUGGUGCAAUUCAUUGAGUGGAAAGUUGGCAAAAAUGAGCGGUUAGGCAGGCGAAAUUAUACGAAGAAGGCAGGAAAGCAAUUGGAAGAAUGGCUGAGAGUUCAGGAAGUCGAACAGUGAAUCAGGGAUUCCACCAACUCAGUGUCACACUUGAGCAGGCGUCACUGAGGAAUGUGGGCUUCCUUAAGCCAAAUCCGUACGUGGAACUCUCGGUGGACAGCAAGAGCAUUCGCAAGACGGAAUUCGUGAAGAACACAUAUCUGCCGAAGUGGAAUGAGGAGUUCACGGUGCUGGUCACGCCCAACUCGACGCUGCAGUUCAAGGUGCUGGACCACUCGAGCUUCCGCAAGGAUGUGCUGAUUGGCGAGCAGACGCUGAGCUUGGGUCAGAUUCUGCAGCACUACAACGGUCGCUGUGAGAAUCUGGAGUUGACAAUGGAUCUUCUCGUGACGUCCAAGUCGCCAGAGGCGCGGCAGAACAAGAGCGGCGAACUCGUGACGGUGCUGAAUGGGCUGAAGAUCGACAUGAAGAGUGUCGUGAUCACGAACGGCGCCGCGGCGAGUGUGAAUGGCGAGGCGUCUGGCAGUGGGGGGCGCAGCAGUGUGCUGAACGGUGGCGUGAGGGCGAGGCAGCGCCUGAGGAGCGUCAAUACGUCGGCCGCGAACGCCUCACCAAGCAGUAUUAGCGAUUCCCUGCGCACGGUGUCCUUCUCGCCUGAGCACUCGGCGUCCGGAACCGCCAACGGGACGGCGCACGCCACAAGCUCGGCGGGUGCCAUCAGGAGGAACAGCGGCAUGAACUGGGAGAAUGCCAUUGUCCCGGCAAGUAGUCAGCCAAAUGGAUCAGUUCUCUCCGUGCCAGCGGCAGCGGCAAUUCCGAGCUAUCCGACCCAGGGAAGUCCCAGCAUGGCUAUGAAUGGUGCCUCCAGUUCUGCAGGCGCUGCAGGUGGUGCUUCGGGUCUCGUGAAUGGCAGUCCAGCGCCAGUGUCCAAUGCAACGGAUCAGCAGCUGGCACAGCAGACGGCGAGUGAGGAUGAACCUUUGCCAGUGGGUUGGGAGAUCCGUUUCGAUCAGUACGGGCGUCGCUACUACGUAGAUCACAACACAAGGUCCACGUAUUGGGAGAAGCCGACUCCCUUGCCGCCUGGUUGGGAGAUUCGGCGCGAUCCGCGAGGGCGUGUGUACUAUGUGGACCACAAUACGCGCACCACGACAUGGCAGAGACCCAACACGGAGCGCUUGCAGCACUUCCAGCACUGGCAAGGGCAGCGAGCGCACGUGGUGGCACAGGGUAAUCAGCGGUUCCUGUAUACUCCGGCCGCCACGGGGGCCGCGCAGCCGAGUGGCGGGCAGCAGGAGGAGGACGAUGGCCUGGGACCGUUGCCAGAUGGCUGGGAGAAGCGCGUGCAACCGGACAAUCGCGUGUACUACGUGAACCACAAGAACCGCACGACACAGUGGGAGGAUCCGCGAACGCAGGGCCAGGAAGUGAGCCUGAUGAGCGAGGGUCCGCUGCCGCCGGGCUGGGAGAUCCGAUACACGGUGAAUGGAGAGCGCUUCUUUGUGGACCACAACACCAGGAGGACGACGUUUGAGGACCCCAGGCCAGGAGCUGCUCAGAAGGCAGGCGGAAAGGGCGUGUAUGGCGUCCCGAGAGCAUAUGAACGCUCCUUCCGCUGGAAAUUGAGUCAAUUCCGCUAUCUAUGCCAGAGCAACGCUCUCCCGUCCCACAUCAAGAUCACCAUGACGCGCCAAACGCUGUUCGAGGACUCCUACCACCAGAUCAUGCGGCUGCCCGCGUACGAGCUCCGUCGCCGGCUGUAUAUCAUCUUCAGGGGUGAGGAGGGCUUGGACUACGGCGGCGUGUCGCGAGAGUGGUUCUUCCUACUCUCGCACGAGGUGCUGAAUCCCAUGUAUUGUCUGUUCGAGUAUGCCAACAAGAACAACUACAGUCUGCAGAUAAAUCCCGCCUCAUAUGUGAAUCCCGAUCAUCUGCAGUACUUCAAGUUUAUCGGGAGAUUUAUCGCGAUGGCGCUCUAUCAUGGGCGCUUCAUCUACUCGGGCUUCACGAUGCCGUUCUAUAAGAGGAUGCUGAACAAGAAGCUCACCACGAAGGACAUCGAGUCCAUCGAUCCCGAGUUCUACAAUUCGCUGGUGUGGGUGAGGGACAAUAACAUCGACGAGUGCGGCCUGGAGUUGUGGUUCAGCGUGGACUUUGAGGUGCUGGGACAGAUUAUCCACCAUGAGUUGAAGGAGAAUGGCGACAAGGAGCGUGUGACGGAGGAGAACAAGGAGGAGUACCUCACGCUCAUGACUGAAUGGCGGAUGACGAGGGGAAUCGAGCAGCAGACAAAGACAUUCCUGGACGGCUUCAAUGAAGUGGUGCCGCUGGAGUGGCUGAAGUACUUCGACGAGCGCGAGCUGGAACUGAUGCUGUGCGGAAUGCAGGAAAUCGACGUGGACGAUUGGCAGCGGAACACCAUUUACAGGCACUACAAUCGCAACAGCAAGCAAGUGUUGUGGUUCUGGCAGUUUGUCCGAGAAACGGACAACGAGAAGCGCGCGCGACUGCUGCAGUUUGUGACGGGCACUUGCCGCGUGCCCGUGGGUGGCUUUGCUGAGCUGAUGGGCUCCAAUGGGCCGCAGCGCUUCUGCAUUGAGAAGGUGGGCAAGGAGACGUGGCUGCCGCGAUCGCACACGUGCUUCAAUCGGCUGGACUUGCCGCCGUACAAGAGCUACGAUCAGCUGGUGGAGAAGCUCAACUAUGCCAUCGAAGAGACGGAGGGCUUCGGCCAGGAGUAGGCUAUAGAGCGGAA